AUGACAUAUGAUAUCUCCGUUCCUGAUGCUUAUAGAUACAGAGUUAUUUUCGACCAGCUGCAACCAACCUACGGGAAAUUAUCUGGUGAAAAAAUUAGAGAGGUGUUUUUAAAAUCUCAACUGCCAGUUGAAACUCUUGGAAAAAUAUGGGAUCUUUCGGAUAUCGACAACGAUGGUUGUCUAGAUCAGAGUGAAUUUAUUAUUGCUAUGCAUCUUGUUCAUCGUUCACUUAAUGGAGAAAGCUUACCAGACAAACUUCCUCAGAGUUUAAUUCCGCCGGAUAAAGAAGGUUACUUCUCGAACACGACUACUACUACUACUGCCUCCAAUCAUCCUGCGCUGUGUUCACCAGCUAUGACCACCAGUGAAUCGGAUUUUAGUUUGGCUCUAGUUCCUAUUCAAUCUACCACUGCAACAUCUGAAUUAUUAAGCCCGAAGAUGGGAAAUGUUAGAGAUUCAUCCGCACUUGCAUUGGUGGCUUUUUCAACCGGUGUGGAUACAUUUACCACACAAUCAACGCACACAAUUCCUAGUGUUUGGUCUCUGUCUAGUCAUCAUCAUCAUCAGCCAUACCUUCAGUCGUAUAUUUUUCCUGACUGGGCUAUUUCAUCAGAAGAGCAUGCCAAGAAUUCAAGAGUAUUUGCUGCAAUCGAUUUGGAUGCUGAUGGAUUAGUUUCUGGGCCGGAAGUGAGAGAUAUUCUAAUGCGAUCUGGACUACCUCAGGAUAUUUUAGCUCAAAUAUGGGAACUGGUUGACAUACAGAAUACAGGUCUCCUAAACAGCGAACAAUUUACAGUUGCUAUGCAUUUGGCAACAGAACAGUUAUCUGGAGGUUUAUCAGCACGUUCACUGCCAACUGUACUUCCACCCUCUCUAAUCCCGCCAAGUUUACGACCCACUCCUCCUGAUCCAUCGAUCUUUGAAGAAUCAAAUAAAUUGAUUGCUGAAAUAGAAGCUUUAAAUCGAGAGAAAUCUGCUGUAGAAUCAGCUUAUGCAACAUUGGCUAACGAUUCUCAGCGUCGAGCAUCGGAGGCUACUGCGAAACAACGUACAAUUGAUACAUUGAAUCAUACAUCACGUUAUCUAGCUAAUCAACGUAUUGAAGCUGAACGUCGCCUGGCUGAUUAUCAUCGUGGUAAAGAAUCACUGGAAGGUGUACUCAAUGAUAUUAAAAAUCAUGUGAUGAAUGAACGUCAAAAAGUUGAAGAAAUGCGAAUGAAAAUCAACUCUCAACAAGCUUCAACGAAAAGUCAAAAAGAAGAAAUUACCUGUUUACGAAAUGAACUCAAUGAGCUGAUAAGAGAAGAGGCGAUGUUACAAGAUAAAAUUGCUGAAAAUCAACGUCGUUUAGAACAGAUUGAAAAAGAAAAUCGACUGGCUCAAUCACGUGUAGAUCAAGCUAAUAUGAAACUAGGCACCUUAGAAUCUACACGUAGUCAACUGCUAGAAGUUCUUGAGCAGUACAAUGGUUUGUUGAAUGGUGAUGAAAAUGCAAAGGAACCAGAUGAAGCAAGAGUUAAAUCCUUGCUUUCAGAUGAAAGUCCAGAAGGUAGCCUGCGAAGUAUCGAUACUGGGCUAGGCGGUAUCACUUGGUCGAACAGUUUUGGACCUAUGACCACCACUUCUACUGCAUUUGGUCAGUCAACGUUAUCAGCAUUUGACACAACACGAGCGAUGAACACGGGUGCUCAAUCCGUACCACUGCCUGUGAUGCUGACCAACCCUUUGCCACGUGGUGGUGAUUGGAAGACAAAUGAUGAGAAAGGUCGUUUAAAUUCUUCACUCGGUUUUCCAUUCCCGUCGGAUCCUUUUGAUACGAUUUCUGGUGAUCCUUUCAAAGUUCCUUCAAAAGGCAAUGACUUUCAUAAAGUGUCUACUGAUGAUCCAUUUAAUAGUCUACCAAUCACUAAUGAUCCAUUCGAAGAUUCCGAUCCGUUUGGUCUAGAUCCUUUCGGUUUGCCGUAUUUGUCGAUGGAUAAAAGUAAAAAGUCUACAGCAAAUGCUGCUGCAUCUGCAUUUGAUCCCUUCAAACCAGAUACAAUAUGCCCUACAACACUGCCGGGAAAUUCUUUACUUGGUGCUGAUUUUGAUGCUGUUUUUGGGCCUUCUAACAGUGGUGGAAUUUCAAAUAUGACAGAUCCAUUCGGUAGUGAUCCAUUUGCUGCUCCUCCUGUGACGUCAUCAUUAUUUAUGGGCAGUAGUACAGACAACAUGACCAGUGGAAAUAGGGAGGUGAAGAACAACAAUAAUAAUAGAGCAAUUUUCGGGAGAAAAUCUCCACCUCCACGACCUAAAACUCAGCCAACUCCUGGUAAAUCUCGAGCUUUCAAGUCUAUGGAGAGUACUUCAAGUUUCGCAGAUAUUCGUUCUGCUGCCGGUGGCUGUGAAGAAGGUGAUGCCGCUAACGAUGAUUUAGGCAAUUAUUAUUAUUCAUCAGCAACAACAGGCAACUCUAUACGAACUCGUAAACGCUUAACAACAACAACACCUGGUAAUUCAAUUCCUCCGCCAACCAAAUCGUUGUCAGCGUUCAGUCUGAUGAAGCCGAAAUCUUCAAGCAAGGCAAAAAAAGAUUUACAAAAUCAUCACUCCGCAUCAUCAACAGCAUCUCCCUCGGCGAAUAGAAAAAAUAUUUCAAAAUCUAGUGAUGUGAUUAUCUUGUCAGAUGAGGCUAGACUUUCAUGGGCUAUUAUGGAAAGUCAGCGUCUUGCACAGAUUGAAGAAGAAGCUCGUCGACAAGAAGAGGCUGACCUGGAACUUGCACUUCGAUUAAGUCAGCUGGACUCAUCAGGUCGACAUUGA
Trichobilharzia regenti is the source of this 2802-nucleotide messenger RNA. The record is from the annotation of a GenBank genome assembly. NCBI's taxonomy places the organism in Eukaryota, Metazoa, Platyhelminthes, Trematoda, Strigeidida, Schistosomatidae.